AAGCGAGAUAAAAUUGAAUGGUGGGCUGCUAUAAAAGUCAAAGCACGUUCUGUAAUUCAACUUCCAACACAAGAAAAUACACAACCUGCUGAUGAACCAUUUCAACAAGAGGAAAUGGAACACACUGCCAUAAUUAGAGAAAUUGAUGAUUCAACACAACAAUUAAAUGAUCCAACUGGGGAUGUUAUUGAAAUUGAUGAUGGUGAAGAAAAUGAUGAAGAUGAAACUAUAAUAGCAACAGAAACAGAUGAUGAUGAUGAUGAUGACUUAGAUGUAGAUAGUGAAUAGAAGGAUGAGAGGACGAGGACGCGGAUCUUCAUCACGGGGUCGAGGAGACCAUGGCAGGGGUAGUGUCCACACAACUGAAUCAGAAAAUGUCAAUCAAGAUUUGGUACAACACACUGCUUUGAUUCCUAGACCAGACCAGGGUGAGAGAUCCACACCGGGUGCUGCAUCAUCCACUCCUGCUUCAGUGCACACAUCUGCUACUGCCUCAGCACCUAUAGGUUUGCCACCUAUUGCAUCUACGGCUACAUCUGCAUCUGCUUCUGGUAGUUGUGCACCUACAGGGCUCAGACCACAUAUUCACUUAGUAAAUUCAGUCAUGCAGCCUUCUGAUCCGAUUGCUAGGCGGAUUACCUUGAUCUUCAAGGAAAAGUUAGUAGCAGAUGGCUUUUGUUGGAAGAAUGUACCAGAAGAGGUUAAAGAAUUCUAUUGGCAAGAAUUUAAGAAACACUUCUUAUGGGAGGAGGUAAUAGAACAACUGAUGAAGAUAGCUUGGAGGAAGAAAGCUGCCGAGCGAUAUCGUAGCCUUAUGUGUAGCGUAAGGAAUGGAAAGGAGAAGAGACUAUCACUGACAGAAGGAGUAAUGGAUGCAUGGCAAUCCGCUUGGGGAGCAACUGAGUAUAAAGAGAAAUGCAAAAAAUUUUCAAAUAACAGAAAGAGUGAAACAGGUGGGCAAGGCGCUGGCCCAUCAAGACAUUGUGGAGGAUCCAUAUCUCAGUAUAGGCAUCAACAACAGAUGCGCGAAAGACUAGGCAGAGAUCCUCUACCUCAUGAGUUAUUUGAGGCUACGCAUAAGAAGAAGGGUUCCUCAGAGUUUGUUGAUGCACGCUCAAAGUCCAUUCAUGAUCGCUUUCUGACUUUGAAAGAGCAAGCAUCACAGACAGAUAAUGACAGUAGUCAGGCAUCCCGCGUUGAUGAGGCUCAGUUAUACUUUGAGGCAGUAGGUGGAGAGAAAAAAAGAAGGGUGUACGGUCUUGGAUCACAGGCUUCAGUUUUCUUCCCAAACAAGACUUCUGCUAAUACAUCCUUCACAUCAGCUCAGCAAAAUCAGGAUCUUCAAGAUGAAAUAGCUGAUCUCAGACGCAAGCUACAGGAGCGUGAGGAUAAUGAACAAGCAUUGAUUGAGCAAAAUGUGUGGAUUACCUCUGAGCUUUCACAGGUGAAGGAUUUACUUAUGCAGCUUGUGAGUGAAAGACAAGGCAACCAGCCUUCAGCUCCCGGUGAGGGAACUUCUACACAGCCUGCACAGCCUCCUGAUCAAGCAGAUGAAACUAAUGAUGAGGAUGAGGACGAGAACACUACACAUUUAUAG
Manihot esculenta (cassava) is the source of this 1597-nucleotide messenger RNA. RefSeq lists its product as uncharacterized. Lineage: Eukaryota; Viridiplantae; Streptophyta; Magnoliopsida; Malpighiales; Euphorbiaceae. The transcript is spliced from 6 exons. Bases 293 to 1597 code for a protein of 434 amino acids. The record is from RefSeq and is a predicted model, not a curated record.